AUGGCUUAUCUCCUAUACAGCCUCACUUUUAUGGUGGUUGUCGUCGGUACAGUUCUAUAUCUGACUAGAACACGAUGGCUCCCACUCGUUGAGGACCACGUCCCCGACUAUGUAUACGACCGACUACCCACAACCUUCAGCGGAGACAUCGAAGCUGGCUUCACAUCCUCCGAAUUUGAUCUCACAAAUAACGUUCUCGAGGGCGACUCGAGGUCCGGUCUUGAUAAUAAGGCAAAACGAGAAAUACGCAGAAUCAUGAAGAGACGAGGCGUUGACUUUGAUGAGGCGCGUCGUUUAUACACCGAACAACGCUUUGCGAAGAAUGACAUCGGACCGGAUGGACGACCCAGGGACCCCAAAUUCGUCUCGUUUUCAUAA
This is a messenger RNA of Talaromyces marneffei, 378 nucleotides long. RefSeq lists its product as uncharacterized. NCBI's taxonomy places the organism in Eukaryota, Fungi, Ascomycota, Eurotiomycetes, Eurotiales, Trichocomaceae. The record is from RefSeq and is a predicted model, not a curated record. The coding region runs from base 1 to 378 and encodes 125 amino acids. The transcript is spliced from 2 exons.